UGCCGCCCUUUGGGCCUGAAACCCAGGAGCCCAGAGCCACACACCCUCGGCUCCCGGCCCCUGGCUCCGGCCCCGGGCCCGCCCAGAGAGCGACGGACUACAGAGUCCCCACGCCCUCGGCUGCCGGCCCUCGGGCUCCCGCCCCUGGCCCGCUCCGCGCACUCUCUGGGUCCCGUGGGCUCCGGGAAGGGAGGUGGAGCGGCUGGGCCGGGGGCGGGGCGGCGGCCGCGGCCGUGAGCCCGCCCCGCGCUCGCCCUCCGCUUGGCCGGCUGGCGCGACCAUGGAGGUCUACAUCCCGUCCUUUCGCUACGAGGAGAGUGACCUGGAGCGGGGAUACACGAUCUGCAGUGAACUCCUCCACUGAAGUCUUGGACCUCUCAGAGUCAUCCAUGAAGGGUUGGAAUCAACUUCUUCCAAACAUCUGGUGUUUAAGAUAGAAGUGCUAAUGAAUGGAAGAAAACAUUUUGUUGAAAAAAGGUACAGCGAAUUUCAUGCCCUGCACAAAAAGCUUAAGAAAUGUAUUAAAACUCCAGAAAUCCCUUCCAAACAUGUUCGGAACUGGGUCCCAAAAGUCUUGGAACAACGACGACAAGGUUUGGAAACGUAUUUACAGGCUGUCAUUUUAGAAAAUGAAGAACUUCCCAAACUGUUUCUUGAUUUCCUAAAUGUGCGACAUUUGCCCUCUCUACCAAAGGCAGAGAGCUGUGGAUCUUUUGACGAGACAGAAUCUGAAGAGUCAAGCAAACUGUCCCACCAGCCGGUGCUGCUGUUCCUCAGGGAUCCAUACGUCUUGCCUGCAGCCAGCGAUUUUCCAAAUGUGGUUAUUGAAGGAGUUCUCCAUGGGAUAUUUUACCCUCAUCUACAGCCCAGGUAGAAAUCCUCCAUGCCUAGAAGAAGCUGAAGCAAGUUUCGCAGUCGUAGUCAAGGAAAUCGAUACCUACCAAAUUAACCUAAACUCUAUGACAUAAUGGCUCUCGCUAGUGGUAAAAUUCACAGCAGCAGCUUAAUUCAGAGCAGGGACAUUUCCAUUAGAAUGGUGCUUUUAAAAAUAGAAACUGAACCAGGGCGGUGCUGAGGUUAAGGCCAAGUGUUUAAGAAGUAGAAUGUAGCUGCCAAUUUAGAAACCCAGGAAAAGAAAGCUAAAGAAGAUCUUUGGGAGCUCCGAGUGUAGCAAAACAGUUACUGUCUGCUUCAGUCACACCAUUUGCUAAUUGAAAAUCUUAUCCCGAAUCAUAGUGAGACUGAUCAACUUUGGUAGCUGUUUUGUUCAGAUUUUAUGACACACUAAUCUUUUCAUCAUGAGAUUUUUCUCUGCCAGUGAUGGAUAACAUUCUGAAGUGCUGGCACCAGGAGAGCAUCACAGAAACACACUGUGCCAAAUGUGAGGAAGGGACUAAACUGGAAAUGAAAUUAUACUGACAAUAUUAGGGCAUUUUUAAAAUCAUGGCAUUUUAAUUUACAUUACAGUGGAGCUGCGUCAUAUGCAGGGGUUAGCUUCUAAUGUCGGCACAUAAGAUAAAAUGGGGUCUCAAGAUUAUCCUUGAAAGCCCUUUAGAAUGGUGCCAUAUUGGAAAUCUCCAUCCACGACAGCCGGUUUUUCCUCCAGUGUUGGAAGAGGUAACUGUUUCUUCCGUUGAAGACCAAUUGAAGUUGUUGGUGUUUAGGGGCUAUUUUGUAGAAAAAAACACAUAACUUUAAACACUAGAAUGAUACUUAGCCUUGCAAGAUGCUUGCCCUCUAAGAGACAGAUAUGAACUUACAGUGACUGAGGGAACACCAGACUGACAACACUCAUCAUGGUUUACUUGAGGGCAUCCAUUCAUUGAAUAGGUGGUACAUAAUUGCCAGAUUGAUUGUUAUUUUCCUUAUUCCUUAUUGUUUCCUUUUCACUGAUCUCAUGUACUGAAUUAAAUUAAAUGUGUUUAUGAUAUAACUCCACUGUACAUCUUACAGACAUUCAGAUUUUGAGUAGUAAAGGAUAAAAGCAUAUAUGCAGCCUGUAUAUAUGUGCCAUAUUUGGACAUUUCCUUGAAAACCAGUUAAUAGCUAGACUAUUUAUGGUUAUUAGUUAAUAAGCUUCUGUGCGGGAGAAAAAUAUUUAGAUAUAAAACUAAUAAUUAAAUCAUGGUUUUUGAUUAGAAUCUAAAUAUACAGGUUUAAAGCUUGCUGCAGACUCUUAGAGAUUUAUUUAAGAUAGAUGUGUUACUACAUGCUGGAAAUAAGCAAGAACUAAAUAAUCAAGUGUCAUCAACCAAAAAUGACUGAAUAGUCAAGUGUUGGAGAUAUUUUCUAAAUGUUUUUGUUAUUAGCUAUUUUGAGUUAAAUAAAAAUGAAGAACAAGAAGUGUUUGGAUAUGUCUUGUACUGCCAGGAUUUUAUUGGAAACAUAAAUUGUGUCUUGUCUCUUUAUACACACACACACACACACACCUACACACACACCUUCUCACAUAUUCAUAUAGACAUUUACUUCUAAUCUGACAAGGUAACUGUUAAAUACCUCAUCUAUUAAGCCAAUAGGUACUCAUUAAGUAGUUGAUUUACCAAGAUAGAUAGUGAGGGUUUUUAAAAAAAAUAAAGCCCAAGAAUCUUUGGUAGCACACUGCUCAAGAACUUUGGUGGCACUACUACUCUUUUUUGAGAAUUGAAUUUUUUUUUUAGUGAUGACUUUCUAAUUUUUAUUU
Molecule: messenger RNA, 2683 nt
Organism: Delphinapterus leucas (beluga whale)
Lineage: Eukaryota; Metazoa; Chordata; Mammalia; Artiodactyla; Monodontidae
Source: RefSeq, a predicted model, not a curated record